AUGCACGCCUCCGCUGCCGUCCUCGCCUUCGUCGCUGUUGCGGCUGCUGCCCAGACCCCUGUGGCUCCCGUUGCUACUCCCAUCGCUACUCCCGGUGCCCCUACCAACGGUACUAAGCCCGGUCACGGCUCUGGCUCCGGUUCCGGUUCCGGCUCUGGUUCCGGCUCUGAGCCCUCCAACGGCGCCGGUGCCCUUGGCCUCAGCGGUCUCGCUGGUGCCCUCGCCGUUGCCCUUGCUCUGUAA
Fusarium venenatum is the source of this 243-nucleotide messenger RNA. RefSeq lists its product as uncharacterized. The record is from RefSeq and is a predicted model, not a curated record. Lineage: Eukaryota; Fungi; Ascomycota; Sordariomycetes; Hypocreales; Nectriaceae.